GACGUCAUAAGGGGGCGGAGUCUGCUGCGUUCAAAACACAGCUUGUCCCCAUUCCUUCCUGAUCUUCGCUUCCUGCCUCUUUUGCGCUCUUUUUUUUUUUAUUUUCGCGUUCUUUAAUUCUAUCAUCUGCUUUGUGAAACUUUAUUGCGCUUUUAUUCUUUGUUUUACUUUUGUUUUUAUGAAGAUAUAAUGCGGCUGCUCUCCGAGAUACAUUUUGUUCCGAGAUUGUUUUCCCGAACAGAUCCAUCCCACCGUUGUUGACUGCUGGUUUGUUGUUUUCGGUGAAUAUGGAUUGAUUUUAAAAAAAAUACCGUAUAAAUGCAACCGCCGUCCAAGACACUGCCUGCUUCUGAAAUCAAAGAGGUGUGUGAGCGCAGGGUGCAGGCUGGCCUGUGCUGUGGAGGGGAUGAAGAACCUGGUGGCUACAGAGAGCCGCCGGCUGCUCGGCCUGCUGGAGGCCGCUCUGCUCAGAGAGGCUCGUCUGUGGAAGGUCCCGCUCGUCAAAAACGGAUGCAUUCAGGGUGCUGACAUCUCCUUGUCCCAACACCAGCAAAUGAUUGUUUGGAUUGGAGAAAUGAACCGGCUGUUUCAGUUCUGUCCAGAAACUUUUGCGCUGGGAGUGUGUGUCCUUAACCGCCUGCUGUCCACUGUCAAGGCUCAGAGAAAAUAUCUAAAAUGCAUUGCUUUUACCUCCCUGGUCCUGGCUGCCAAAAUCAACGAGGAAGACGAGGUUAUUGGUUCUGUUAAAGACCUGGUGGUGCRGAGUGGAUGCAACUUUUCGACAGCGGAGAUUCUUCGCAUGGAGCGGAUCAUUCUGGACAAGCUGCACUGGGAUCUGUACACGGCGACACCGGUCGACUUCAUUCACAUCGUGAGUUUACAGAACAGCAGAUUAAUUAACAGUUCUUUUUUUCCCAUUAGACCUCAACAUCUCAGUUACUUGUGGUCUUACAGUGAAACACAAGCAGUACAAAAAGCAGACAUUGCAAACCAUCAUGCUUCAAGAUUCUCUGCUCCACGUUUAAGGGUUGGUCCUGGGUUACAUUGUGCAUUUAUUUAACUGGACUUCAUGUGCCUGUGAUUAGAAUUACGAACUACAUUUCUAGUUCUGAUUGAUAUGCAAACUUCAAGUCAGAAAAUCUGAUGGGAGAUAGUUAGAUUUCCCAUCUUCUGAUGAAUUAUAACUUCAAGUAAAAACGGGUUUUAAUUGUGUCUGUUGCAAAAGCAAACAUUUGUUGGUAUAAAAAACCAGCAAAUCUGUUUUCUGACACAAGAACAGCUUCUUGCAGAAACAGUGUAUUCUUUUAAUACCAAAUGGAUGCAGCAAAACAAUUUGUUCCAAAUUUCAAGAGUGCAUUUGCAAGCUACCAACAAAGCAUGCAUGCUGCGCAUUGGGCCAAGGCACUUCUGAUUUUUCUGCAGCCAUAUUGUGGAAACAUAAACCCCGUUGCCACCAGAUGGCAGGUUGGAUGAGCUGAUGUUGUCUGGGCUUUCAGACCUCAAGCGGCACAAACGCUGCAGUUUACAACAUAGUGUGGUUUUACUGAGUUUAUCUUUUUAGGUCUACAGCUUGGAUCUGUACACCAUCAUCUAAAAAUCAUUGGGCGAAGCAGAACCCACUGRUUGAGUUACCAACAGACAAACACACCUGGGCCUGCUGCUGUAUUCAUAAGGCUUUUAAGGUUAAACAGAAUUAAUCUGAAGAUGGUUAACGGUGAGCACGACUUCUUACUUUGAGUUCAAGAUAAAGGCAGAGCCUUGCAAAAGUGUCCUUAUUACUUGAACUUUAUAUUGUUUUUCUGGAUUUCAUGUAUUGAUCAACAGAAUCAAUAAUUUAUAACUAAAGAACUAAUAAAAAUUUGAGAAGUACAUUUGACACCUAUAGUCUCAAACAUGUUAUUUACAUGCAAACUAAUAUCUAACCCUGAACACCAACCUCAACAUUCUGUCUAAACUGUGAAACAUAGAGGUGGCAGCAUCAUGCCGGGUGUGGGCUGCUUUUUUCCUUCAGUGGGGGAAGGAAAAACUGAAACUGAGUAAUACAGGCCAAUUCUAGAAGAAAACCAGCCGGAGGCUUCAACAGACCUGAAACUGAAUAAACCCUAAACUACGGCCAAUUCAGUCCAACACUAAAUCUAUUUGAUCAUUUUUAGCUGGACACCAAACUGGCUGGUCAGACAUGUCAGAUUUGCAAAGUUGGUAGAUGCAUAACAUAGUUACAGCUGUAAUUGCAACCCAUAAUUUUCCUUCAUCUUCACUAUUGGACUUUACAUUGAAAGCAGUCAUGCGCAUUCACAUAGAACCCCAAAAACAGACGCUGAAGUUCAAGGGAUAUGAAYACUUCUGCAAGGCACCUGAAAUCACCCAGAGAGCAACGGCUUUGAGCCCAAUGCUGAAUGCUUUCUGAACACAGGCCAGUUUGUAACCACAAUGUGCUACAAUGAGACGACUCCUUUUAAUAAAAAAAUCUUGAUUACCAUCUUCUGCAAAAUCAACCUUAUCAUUCCCAGUUGGUUUCAGUCUCAUUCUCCAACAGGGAAAACCUACAUUCCUUCAGCACUAACGCUGGAUUUGUCUGCAAACUCUUUAGACAUAUUUUUCCAUAAAGCCACAAACCGUAAAACCUUUCACUGAGAAGCGGAACCAUCUCCCAAACUCCAAACUCCCUCUGUUACAUCGUCAGGAUCUGAAUUUGAGUUAUUGUGGGUAAUACAAAAUCCAGGACUUCUAAAAUAAAGAGCCAUAAUAUAACAAAACUAUAAUAAAAUAAAGAUUUUUUUUCUCUCUUACUUUAAAUAUAUUUUAAAUAACUUUUAAAUAUUUCACAUCGAUACUGUAAACAUCUGCCCUGAAGAAAUCACUUUGCAUUCCCUUUUUAAAUACUGAACAGUUAUUUUCUGUUAUCUACAAAACAGCAAUUUGUCACAGACUCUCCACCAUGACACGUUGAUGGGGAUAAAUUUACAGAGAUUCACAGAUUCGCCAUUAAAGUUGAAGUGCAUCUAAAUAAAAUCAGAGGUCCGUUCAGCGGGAUGGUGGCGAAGAACAGCCGUCAUGUGUGGAUGAAUCCUGUAAAGCCAAAUCUAUCGAAAAUGUUUAUAUUUAAUCAGAAAUGGAGGAUUUUCAGAUAGUUUUAGUUCAGCUUCAUUUCAUUUGGCACAAUACUGAAUUUACCUCCCAGUGCAAUUCCACUUUCUUUUAAAAACAUGGCUUAUUUCUGCUAAAGACAAACUAUAUCACAACAUGAAUGUAUUAAUAAMGGAAAGACAGGAUAUGAGAUAAACAAAAACUCUCCUGUAAACCAAAUGAGUUCCAAACCCUUUUGCUUGAAAGAAAUGUUACCCAAGCUGUUUGUGACUCACUGGGCAAAUGGAGAAUUAGUUUUUUUUUACACUACGAUCCCAACAAGGUUAGGUUUUAUACUGUCUGCACACAAUCGC
Poecilia reticulata (guppy) is the source of this 3440-nucleotide messenger RNA. It is a transcript of the gene ccni2, whose product is annotated as cyclin I family, member 2. NCBI's taxonomy places the organism in Eukaryota, Metazoa, Chordata, Actinopteri, Cyprinodontiformes, Poeciliidae. The record is from RefSeq and is a predicted model, not a curated record.